ACAAACUAUUCGUCGUGCUCUCCGAUUGGCUGGUGAUUAAAAGUUUACGGAAGUAAUUCGUCUGUUAAGUUGAAUCCGUUUGAGAGCCCAACACGACUACUCUUUGUCGUGGUGAUGUACUAACAUGCAGGCUGAAGACCAUGUUUCCUGUCUUAAAACGGAUUCGUUAAAAACUAACGGGCCAUGUCGUGUUCUUGUGGGUGUAACGGGAAGUGUUGCAUCCUUAAAACUGCCCAUUUUGGUUUCCGAGCUUCUUCAGCUCCCUAAGGUGAGCUGUCUAGAUGUUGUUUGUUUGUCUGUUUGUUUAUAAAGACAGCCAUUGUGUCCCUUAUGAGUAAAAAACAAAUAUAGGUCACCUGUCUGUUCACGAUGACUAUUACUCUGCCUGUCUGUGCGCAUUCAAACCGACUUUAACCACAAGAUGGAGAUGUGGUUUCUUUUUAAAAAUCACAUGCAUCAUUUUCUCUUCUGUUAUUUAACAUAUCAAAGUCUUGCUAUUCUAUUCCCAUUUUAGUCUUUUUAUUGAGAGCUUCACAAAGUAUCAAAUUACCGUGGAUGGACCUGGUGACUCAGGCUGUCAAAAAGGUGUCAAGUCUUAAAAUCACAUUAAAAAGCUGACAGUGAGAAACUAAAGAAGUACCAAAGACAUCCUUUAAAAACAGCUAAUGUUUGUUUUGUGAUUCACUGAAUAAGACAGUGUCAUUUGUUUGUGUAAGCUCGUAUGGGAGGAAACCCAAGUUGCCUUAAUAUCAAUUAUUGGCAAGGUGUUUACACAGUGAAACAGUUGUGUAUGAAUAGUAUCCAAGAAGGCAGUGUAAUUACAAGGUUGUUUGAAAGUUUACACAUUUUUGAAGUCAUGUCCAGAGGAAGGCUGCAAAGUCAACAUGCUCAGCAUUAUCAUGAAAAACAUUAGCCAAUAAUUCUGGGAAUUUGCUGAGUGAUACUGAAGUGUAAGAGGGCACAGGAGCUGCAUGAGGAUCCAGAAACAGACCAACGUGGAUUUCAGGGAAUUUGGUCACCCCGUCGCUUCUCUGAGGACAAUAAAACUGUGAGAGAUAGAGGUUUUAUACGUUUAUUCUCCAGACUUUGAGCCCAUAGGCCUUUAUCUAGCAUAUCGUAUUAAACAUUUUCUUUAAAUCCUCUGUUUUAUAAAGAUCAGUUUGUAUGUUUGCCUUAGAAAGUUUUAUUAGUGUAUUGGUGUGCAGAUCUGUAGACAAUUUAUGAGUGUUGCUUCAUUGUUCAACAUGUUAUCAGCUUACAAAGGCCACUGAGUCAAAUUCUCUCUAUUGCUAAACUUUCUGUGGCAUUGAAGAAGUGGGAAGGCUUGUCUUUUUUAUGCUUCAGUUGAAGACCCAUAGAGUGUUUUUUAACAUGAAUUUAUUGCCCUUACAGUUUAUUUUCUUGUUUUCCAACACAUUAAGCAAUGCAAAAUAUUAUUAAUGUCACAGUCUUGUUUUAUGCUUCAGGUGGAUGUUAAAGUGGUCACCACAGAGCAUGCCAAGCACUUCUACAAUCCUGAAGAGGUUUCAGUAAACAUCUACAGUGACAAUGACGAGUGGGAGGUAUCAAAAAUAUCCUAUCAAACAUAUUCUGAAUGCUCUGAAUUUACCUGAAUUACACCCAUAACUGGUCAUCUUCGGCAGAGUUUCUAUAAGUUAGUGCUUAGUAGACAGUUGAAAGUUGUUUUUAUAGAGGACAAAUACGUAUGCAGUGUAUCAUGGUUUCCAUAGAGUGUACUCAAUGCUCCUUUGAUGCUGUUGAAAUUAAAAAUUGAGGAAUCCUUUGUUAAAUACACCCUGGCUUAACAAUAUGAUAUUAGUUUUCAAGUAGUCAGAAGUUGAUGAUUGUCAAGUUAGUGACGUUUAUAAAAACAUUCAAACGUAAAACUGGUCUGAAACAGAGAGGAAGUAGGCGUGCCAUUGGAUACAUUUUUAAUGGCAAAUGUUUUUUGUAGCAUUGGACUCAAAGAUCUGAUCCUGUGUUGCACAUUGAGUUGCGGCGUUGGGCAGACCUGUUUGUCAUUGCCCCCCUCGAUGCCAACACUCUUGGAAAGAUUGCCAAUGGAAUUUGUGACAAUCUGCUGGUGAGAAGCAUAAUCAGAAUUACAUAAAAAUAUUACAGUUGUAGUUGUAAAUUCCAUGAUUUAUCAAAAAUCAUUUGUAAUUCAUUAUCUGUUUAAUCUUGGCAGACAUGUGUGGUUAGAGCCUGGGAUACCAGUCGCCCUCUCCUCUUCUGCCCUGCCAUGAACACAGCCAUGUGGCAGCAUCCUGUUACGGCCCAGCAAGUAUCCAGGCUGACAGAGUUUGGAUAUGUGGAAAUCCCCUGCAUUACUAAGGAGCUGGUGUGUGGGGACAAAGGUGAGUUUUAAACCAGAGGAAAAAACACAGAAGCAGCUCCCAGUAUUUACUUCCUUCUCCAUCCAAAUGUAAACCCCCCAAUAAAUAAAACACCAAGUACAAAAAGACAGCCCAAUAUAGCAUAGAGACAUUUCUUUCUCAUUUUUGUAGUCACCCCAAUUGUAUUUUUACUAGUUUAACACAUUUUUAAACCCUUGCUUGGAGCUUACUAUCUUGGUAUGUCCAUGUAAAGGAAAGAUAAGGGGAUACACUUGUAUGAAAGUGGUUCUUCAGGAUACACACUGCACAUUUCCUGUGUAACUCACACACUUCAUGAACUCACGCCUGUCUCGUGUCUUGUAUCAAAACAUGCAUCCUGCUCACAGUACCCGCUCCAUUGUAAGACAGUGACUUGUCUCUGAAUUACUUUGGGAGUCAGUGAAUAUUUCCAAAAGAACUUUGUGUGCUUGCGGUUAGACUUGAACAUUAAACUUUGAACUUUGUUUGAACUUUAUUGGACAAAAUUUUCUAGAUGAACACUGAACAGAAAAUUAUCCUCACAAAACUUGAAAAAAGAAUAAAACUACAGUUUUACAUUUGUACAAAAAAAAAAGACUCUCAUGAAGAUUAAAACAACUCUUGCAUUAGCACUCCAGGACCAUAUAGUUGCACUCUGUUUUUUUAUCAGUCACUUCCCUGUCAGGGUUGCAGACUAAAAUAUUGAUCAGAUGUGUAUUUACUUGUAGCCAGUUAAAGCUGAAAAUGUUUGAUGUGCCUUGAAAGCAUUAUAAGAUCAUCUCAGGUCAGCUAUCAGCUGUGAGUGAAGAGUUGCCAAAGAGGCUUGAAAUGUUUACUCUUUGUUUACCCACGCAGCUGUGUAACUCUGCAUAUCUUUGCUUUCUUUUGCAGGUAAAGGGGGCAUGGCAGAGGUUUCCACGAUCGUCAGUGUAGUCCAAAAGUAUCUUCAGAAAGCAGAUGAGUCAUCUCAGAACACUCACACAUCACAUCCUGAUAUAGAGCCACAAAGUACCUGAAACAAACAGAAAAACUAACCUCAACAAUUACGGUGUGAACUACAGUAAUAAAGAACCCACAAACAAAAGUUUGACAGACUCCUUUUUCCUCACAUUUAUUUCAGUUGAAUCUGCCUUGAUAAGUAAUCCACGGGAGCAUGCCAGUUCAUCAAGUUUAUGGCUGUAAUUCAACAGAGCACUUACAGUUAGCUCUGCCAUGCUUCCUUGUAUUUAUUGCACUAUUUGUCUUUUACCUCUACACCCCUCUCAUAAACUCAGUUGUUGUUUCAUUUUAUUUUUUUUUACCAAUGUAUUGUUUGAACAGACAUGUUUGGUUUGAAUGAGUGUUUACAGACCAUCAUUGACUGGCGUCUUCCGCAGCCUUCUGUUAGUUGACUUUGUUUCUUAUAUAACGUGACAGCAUGAACAUCCAAAUUGCGUAACGUAAAUUCUGACAGGCUGUUAAUAAAAAAUGUCAUCGCAGUUUAACUUGAACCCUUCUAAACAGUAUACUGAGACUCAGACAUGUUUAAAAACAUGCUUUUAACCAUGACUCCAAGAGCCAAAGGUCAACAGUGAUGAAAGCCAUUUUUCACUCCCUGUCAGACAUGUUUAUCUUGGUGAGAAGCUUCCAUCUUCUUGCUGAGUGAAGAGUAACUGUCUGGAUUGUGUCAAGACAGGAAAGACGAGAGAGUGUCGACCCAAACCAGCCGGUGGUUUGUUCAAAUUAAUGAGAGGAAUUAAACCAUAAAAAGUGUUUUACUUGUAAAAAAGCUGAGAGGAACAGAGCUUUAGGUUAUAGGGGAUGAUCUUGGAUUAAUGUCUAUUAUGUAAUAUUACAGAGUUGGACAAAUAGUACACAGCACACAGCACUUUGUCCUUUGUUAGAGGUUGUUAGAGGUCAACGUGGAUACACAAACAUUGCCCAAAUGUUACACUGGUGAAACAGGGUCAGAUUAGCAAACACUAUAAGUAUAAAGUUGCUAAAAAAAAAUUUCUUGCCAGGUACACUCCUUUUAUUGUUUUACAGCUCUCUAAGAGUACACGGAUAACAUCCUGAUCACAUGCUUUACCAGCCAAUCUGCUAUUUGUAUCUCUUUGUCAUUAAGGUGUAAACGGCACAAACUACUUACAUCUUAAGCCUUAAAUAAUCAUUCCCCUGAGAGCCAAACCCUCCGGCACCAUCCCACUGAUCAAGAUGUUUGAGUUAUUUUUUUAUAUUAUCUAGUUUAUCUCUGUUUUCAUUCUUUCCAAUGCAAUGGGAGGGAAGGAAAUUUGGUUUGCAAAUAAUUGCAGGCAAUGCUACUGUUGAUCUGAAGGUUGUAGCAAAUGGAGUCAUGUGAAUGGCUGUCCAAAAGAAGAGCAUCCUUCCCUGAGGCGUAACUUGUCUUGCUGCUAUUGGCUGCUGUAUGAUUCUGAUAAUGAUACCUCAGAAACAUUACAUCAGCCACACAGCACAGAGGGGAGUGUCAGGGAGGCAUUCAUGGCUCAGUACGGGAGUGUGCCCUCACUGGGAAUAAAUAUGCUCCCUGAACAACUUUUGAUCAACCAACCAACUAACAAGGAAAUCUGAACUGACAUAAUGAUUGGUGCACAUAUACGACUAUAUAUUUGACAUUAAAAUGGUCACUUCAAAAACUUUCUGUAUAAAAUAUCUGGAUGGGGGCUUUAAACUCCAGAGAGAUGUUUAGGAAUCUACUGUAUUAUUAACUCACAAUUAUUUUAUUCAAGUAUUUAUUCACAGUAUUUCGGCAUGCAUAAAGGAAAAGUAGCAAAGUGUUUCAAAAAGCAUGGUAUUUUAUUUUAUUUAAGUUUUAAUAAAUCAGAUCAUACACAAAGCAAAGUAUCUGUGUAUUUGUGAAUUGCAUUUUAAUGAGAGAACUGCAAUUGAGGGAUUAAAAAAAGAAAUGCAAGCACCUAUGAAUCAAACUAUUUGUUAAUAAAACAAACAGACUACCAUUUUUUUUCCAGGUGGGUCUUUAACAUAAGUGGAAUGACAUUUAUGCAUUACAUCCAUUUUGUAAAUUGGUCUCUGUGCCAGGGUGUUAGUGCAUUCAGGUGCAUACGAGGUCUCCUGUGUGCUUCACUUUGAGCAUUUGUCUCUAGGCUCUUCAUGUUUGUGGCCUCUGGGAAUGUUUAGCAGUAUUUCAUCAGAAAGUACAAGUUGUUCCACUCCCAAUGUCACCACAGCGCACCUUAUUUACUUGCAGGUGCAAAGAGAGAGUUAGACAUCCCACAAAUUCAUUCAUGAGCAAAUAGUUCUUUAUACUGUAGAUUACCCCCCAAAAAAGUCUGAAGUGUUUUUUUUUACCAUCUUGAACUAUUUUAACUUUAUAAACCAUCUGUGACCAUGAGGCAAGCUCAGGCUACAGCUCUACUAAGACAUUAUAAAGCUGUAAUGAACUUGGUUUAUUCACGCUCUAUGUGUGCUGUUGACUCAUCCUCCACACCUAAAGUAACACGCUCUACUUCAGUCUAACUGAUACAAUGAAAAGCGAUAAGGCUACCAAAAUGUUAUUGAGAUAAGAAGUGGCACUACUGCUGCAACCUAGGCAUGAAAAGAUCCUUGAAGAAAGAUAUUCUGUUACUUUGGAAGAUCACAUGUAGACACAAAGACCUGUGACAACUCUUUUACUUAGAAAGAAAAGAUUAGGUACACUUGAUUUCAUCGGUGUAUGAAGAAACUGCUGUUAGCUCAGAUUCCUUGACUCCAUAAAAAAUUAUUUAGUGUAUAAUUAAUAGCAGUAGACUGUUUCAUUGUCUGUAUCGUCCCUGCAAAACUAACUGUCUUAAACAGACAAUGCAUGGCCAAACAUAAAAGACUUAAUCUAAUGUAAGUUAGCCUAUGAGCCACCAUUUCAUUUUAACAUUUUUUUUCAGUAUAAAGUUUACCCAUGUUGAUCGACAAAAGCCUUGCAACAAGAUCAUUUGUUUACUCAAAUAAUAGUUGAAAUGAUCCUUUCAAUGCUAUCAAUAUUUUACAUAUUCAAAUCAAUUUUAAAAAUAAAACCAUCAAUUCAUUGAUCAGACAG
Xyrichtys novacula (pearly razorfish) is the source of this 6381-nucleotide messenger RNA. Lineage: Eukaryota; Metazoa; Chordata; Actinopteri; Labriformes; Labridae. The record is from the annotation of a GenBank genome assembly.